Molecule: messenger RNA, 2319 nt
Organism: Penicillium roqueforti
Lineage: Eukaryota; Fungi; Ascomycota; Eurotiomycetes; Eurotiales; Aspergillaceae
Product: OPT family oligopeptide transporter
Exons: 7
Coding region: 1-2319 (772 amino acids)
Biological process (GO): transmembrane transport
Molecular function (GO): oligopeptide transmembrane transporter activity
Source: RefSeq, a predicted model, not a curated record
AUGCCUGACCCACCUCCAAAGGGUAAGGGUAUUGCAGUAUCUGAUCCAGAGCCGAUCGAUGAGAAAGUUGUCACGGCUCUGGUAAAGGAUGAGGCCCAAGUCAAUGGCAACGAGUUAUUUGCUGAAAAUGACCGUGGCUCUGAAGAUCUUGUGAUUGUCACUGGAGCUGAUGUGGCUGCUCAUCUUUUGCCUUUGCGCGAUGACUUGGACCCUACUUUGACAUUUCGCGCUGCUAUCCUGGGAUCCGGCCUCGCGGCCUUUCUGGCUGUCAUGACCCAGAUCUACAGUUUCAAACCAACCCAAGUCAAUGUCUCAGGCGUUUUCCUUGUUCUUGUUUCCUACUUUUUCGGUACCACCUGGGCCAGAUUCCUCCCCCGAGGUGACAAGUUUGAGGCGAGAUGGAGGGCACGAGGUGAGCAGGGCAGACUGCCUUGGUGGAUUACUGUCAUCAAGUUUGUGAAUCCUGGGCCUUUCGGUCUCAAGGAGCAUUCGAUCUGUGUGAUCACUGCUACAGCAGCCGGGUACGUCACGGAUGCGACGACUGUAUUCGCGGCACAAAAGUUGUUCUACAAUCUUCCUUUGAGUCCCGCAACGGUCAUUCUCGGCAUUAUCUCUAUCGGCCUCUUUGGAUGUGGCCUCUGUGGGUUCAUGCGGCCUUUUGCUGUCUGGGAUGUCGAGGCUGUCUACUGGGGUACGCUGCCUGUUGUGAAAUCCAUCCAAGGGCUUCACUGGGACACGGUCGAAAACUCCAAGCCACUGAAAUACUUCUGGUAUGCCUUCACGGGUAUGUCUCUUUACGAGAUAUUUCCCGCAUACAUCUUUCCAUGGCUCAACUCCGUGUCUAUUCCGUGUCUGGCUUCACAAAAAGCAACUGGUAAGAAGGGUGCCAUACUCACCAACAUUUUCGGUGGUGCCACUUCUAACGAAGGCCUCGGUCUCUUCUCUUUGUCCUUCGACUGGCAAUAUAUCGGGUCAAUUUCAACUGCUAUUCCUCUAAAGCUGAUACUUCAUACCACCCUGGGAGCUGGCAUCAGCGCCAUGAUAAUGAUUGGCAUCUAUUACGGAAAUGGCUGGGGCUCGAGAUCACUGCCUUUUAUGGCGAGUAACCUUCUUAUGGCCAAUGGAACAACUUAUCCCGUGAAAGAGGUGUUUCCUGGUGGCUUGCUCGACAAAUCAGUCAUUGAAAAAUAUGGAUUGCCUCAGAUCACCGGGGCCUUUGCAUUUGGUCUGUUCACGGCCAAUGCCGCAAUUGGCGCCCUCAUUCUCCACUGUAUCCUUUUCUGGGGCAAGGGCAUUUGGAGGGUAUGUCAACAAGCAAGGGAAGGUAAGCAUAAUGACCCACACCACACCUACAUGGCAAAGCACUAUAAGGACACUCCGUGGUGGUGCUUCGCUGGCAUUCUCGUCGUCAGCUUUGUCCUUGGCCUUGUAGUGGUGAUCAAAGAGAAUAUCACUCUUCCAGCCUGGGCAUACGUUGUCUCGCUAGCACUAGGAGUUUUCAUUACGCCUUUUAGCACUAUCCUCUUCGCUCGCUUCGGCAACGGCAUUGCCACUAACAACCUGUCGAAAAUGCUGGCUGGGCUCAUGCUUCCCGGACGCCCAGUCGGUAACAUGUAUUUCGCUGCUUGGUCGCACAAUAUUGUCAUGUCUUCCGUCUCCGUGUCCAACGACCUAAAGUUCGGCGAAUACAUGAAAAUACCCCCGAGGAUCAUGCUUUGGACCCAAAUGUAUGGCAUCAUACUUGGCGGAUUCAUUAACUAUGCUAUCUUGACUUCCGUCAUUUCAGCCAACAGGGACCUUCUUGCCGAGGGUAACGGAAACUCCUCCUGGAGUGGUGCGACCAUGCAGGCUUUCAACACUAAGGCAGCCUCCUGGGCCUUGGCCCCUUACUUGUACAAGCUCGGUGCCAAGUAUGAGGUGAUUCCUAUUGCCGUAGCCGUUGGUGCUGCUGCAGUAAUUGUUCAUCGGGUUUUCUAUCAGUUCGUUCCCAAAAUCGGACGGUUUGAUGUUUCAGAAGUGAACCUACCACAACUCAUCCAGUAUGCCGGUUCUUAUACAUCCCAGACACAAACCUGCACUGUUCUCAGUGGGCUACUCUGUGGCUUGUUUACCCAAGGCUACCUUCGGAACUACCACCCACGCAUUUACAAAGAUUACUCAUACGUUAUUGCUGGGGCCUUCGACGCCGGAAGUCUGUUGGUUAUCUUCAUUCUCUCUUUCGCCGUCUACGGAGCGGGUGGGCCAUCCCAUCCAUUCCCAACGUGGUGGGGAAACAACCAAAAUGGACACCUUGACUGGUGUCCUGUUUCGAAGAAAUGA